CAAUAUGGCGGCAUCAGUGCCGUAAAGCUGCAAUGGCGCAGUUAUUGCGACGUUUUCCGUCGCGGCUAGAGUUGCUGUCUGGACAAUGUAGUUUAGUACUAUCAAAAUAUACACCCCGAUACAACAUAACGCUGUAUUUUUUGUAUUAUUACUUACACAGUACAGUAUAGAGUGUAUUAAAAUUGUUGGUACCGACAAAUACAACGAUAAAAAGGUGUCAAAUACCAUUAACCCCUGAUUUCGUCACCAUGUACAAACUACAUUAUCCACAAGAGUGUUUUAAUUGACGCUAUUGACAGGGGACGACAGCGGCUCCUGGGCUUUAAAGAACAAGAAAGACGCCUUUUGUGGAGUAAUAGGCUACCUUUGUAAAUACUUGGAUAAGGCGGCUGGGGGACGUUUAAUAAAUCUUAAAGAAAUCUUAAAGAUAGAUACAGUUAGUUUCUGUGGCAAAAGCGGAGAUAGGAUGUAAAUGUAAUCAGACAGGACCAACCCCGGGAGUCAGCAGCCAGUCACACCCUUGUCUGCAGACUCUGAAGUAACCUACGUGAACCUGUGGGAACCAACGUGAAACUGUUAUUCUUAUGCAUUGGAGGUACAUGCUGUUGAGCUACUGACGACAAGAGAGGACCGUUGUACAUUUUCUGGGAUUUUCUGAAGUGGAUAUGUCUGACUCAUCAUCCUCCUCCUCCUCCUCAACAUCAUCAUCAUGUGGCAUUAUGAGCAGCCCCAUGUACACCUUCGUCUCCCGUGAUGACAACAGCAGCGUUUAUGCAGAAGUUUCCAAAAUCCUUCUGUCGACUGGAAAGUGGAAGAGGCUGAAAAGGGAUAAUCCCAGAUUCAACUUGAUGCUUGGUGAACGAAACAGACUGCCAUUUGGACGCCUAGGUCAUGAACCAGGGCUGGUACAGCUGGUCAAUUACUACAGAGGAGCAGACAAGCUCUGCAGAAAAGCAUCCCUGGUCAAACUAAUAAAGACCAGACCAGAGCUGUCUGACUCUGUGAACUGGUUCCCAGAAUCCUACAUCAUCUAUCCCACUAACCUCAACACGCCUGUGGCUCCGGCCGAAAACGGCCUCAGCCAUUUGAAGAACAAUCCAAAGACAGAUGAGCGUGAGGUGUUUUUGGCCUCUUAUCAUUCUAAAAGAGAGAGUGGGGAAGGGACAGUGUGGAUAGCGAAGUCUUCUGCUGGUGCAAAAGGUGCAGGUAUUUUGAUAUCCCAUGAUGCAAAUCAACUGCUGGAGUUCAUUGAUAAUCAGGGACAGGUUCAUGUUAUUCAGAAGUAUCUGGAGAAACCUUUACUCCUUGAGCCUGGACACCGGAAGUUUGACAUCAGGAGCUGGGUGCUAGUGGACCAUCAAUAUAACAUCUAUUUAUACAGAGAGGGGGUUUUGCGGACCUCCUCAGAGCCUUACAACAGCUCUGAUCUGCAGGACAUGACCAGUCACCUGACUAACCACUGCAUCCAGCAGGAGCACUCGCAGAACUACGGGCGAUAUGAGGAAGGCAACGAGAUGUUCUUUGACGAGUUCAAGCUGUACCUGAUGAACAGUCACAAUGUUGCACUGGAGACCACCAUAUUACCUCAAAUCAAGCAUAUUAUAAAGAGCUGUCUGACUUGUAUUGAACCAGCGAUCAGCACCAAACACCUGUCCUACCAGAGCUUCCAGCUCUUUGGAUUUGAUUUCAUGGUAGAUGAAAGUUUCAAAGUGUGGCUCAUAGAGAUCAACGGAGCUCCAGCCUGUGCCCAGAAACUGUAUUCAGAACUCUGUCAAGGUAUUGUGGACGUGGCCAUUUCAACUGUCUUUCCCUUAAACAGCAGCAGUGACUCCUCAUCUGCUUCUUCGUCUCCUUAUUCCUCCUCCCCCUCCUCUGCAUUCAUCACUUCCACCACCUCCUGCUCCUCACCCAAACUGAGGGGACCUCUUCACAUAGGCCCUUUCACUCGACUUUGAGCUCCAACUCCAAUAUUCCCAUUGUCUACUUCACAAUAUAAACUUCUUUAUGUUCUGUCACCAGUGCAUCUGAGAAGCAGCACAAGCCGAAAGGUUUAGCCUUCCUUACAACACAAAAACAGGCAUUUCUCUCAAAAGUACAGGCAAAGUGAAGAGGAUCUCUGUAACAGUCUGUGUUUCUCGUGUUGCUGCUGUUGUCGGUGUUGCUUUGCGAGGUUCACUCCCGCCUCUGUUUCAUCAGCAGGUUCUCUUUGACCAAGAAAAUAAAUACAAGUCUGACGGAUGAUGAAAUGCUGCUAAGAUAGACUGUAGUGCCUUACAUUUCCAACCACAUUCACUUCAGUAGACUGCCAGUUAACCACAGGUCCUUGAACCCAUUGCUCGCAAUAGAUUUGUUUUUUUACUCGAGUUGAUUUGUCAAAUAAUAUACAAUUAGUGGCUUCCUUUCAGCGAUGAGACAGUGGUUCCUCACUAGAAACUAUUUGUUGUAAUAAUUUAAUAUAAUCCCUAAAUUAUCAUUAGGAAUGUCCCGAACUCUGUCUUGUGGGUUUCUCCGUUGGUUUACGCAAGUGUACAGUAAUGAAGGGCACACUCGGCAAUAAAAAUCUGUAGAAAACUGUAGAAUUUAUUGUAAUAUCCCAGUGGACCUUUCUGUGGUAAAGCUCUUAUCACUUAAGCAGCAGUUUAAUAAACCACUUCCUAAUAGAAAAGAGACAGAGCAGCAGACAGAAUCACUGAUGACAGUGAGAAGAGGAGCAUUCAAGGUAUUGCUGAAAAAAAAAAACAUUUUACUGCAACAAAAUCAUGCUGUUACUGGUAUUGAUCUUCCUCGUCUGAUGUUUGAUUGGACUCUGUUUGAGUCUUUGACACAAAUCAGUCUUAAAUCAGUCAUACUCACUCUCACUCCCUGACACUCUACUUUUCGGUGUCCAAACAUGUAUAUUUAGUUUUUACGCAUGAUAUUAAUAUUCCAUGGCAGUCUGAGUUCAGACAAAUGUGACUGAGUUUUUGUGAAAUCUCUGUUUUUUUUGUUUUUUUUACAGAGCACAAAUACUUUUAGAAAAGCAAAUGCAAUUUGCUUCAAGGUCGGGCAUGACUCUGCAUCAGCAAAAGAGAAGCCCUACAGACUGAUCAGAAAUAGCUCCACUUGUUAUGGAAGUAGUUGUAACUUACUGUAAAAACACCAAUAACUUCUAGUUUUAGUCCUUGAAUAUUACUCGUUUUCCAAUGCAUUUCUUUUAAGCCGUAAAUGGUCAAUUUUUCAUUCGAACUGAGUCUAAUCUGAUGCACGUAAACCGCACCUUCUGCUCUUGUUUACCCAGUGUUGUGGUUAUUUUUGGUGAGAGAAAUAUUGUCUUUCAGUUUGUGUACUGCAGCAGAUUUGUUGAAACCAAAGCAGGGCAUAUUAUUCUGAGUGUGUCGUUGAUUAAUAGUGUAUUUUUUUAGACCCUGUGUAAACGUUGGUUGGGCAGAGACCAUACAUUUACCUGACUUCAUUCUUUGCUGUAUCACGGCUCUGUUAGCAAACUGUGUCACAUGACCAAAGAAAAUAGUCUGCAUACAGACAUUGGACUAAAACACACAUACUGUGGUGUCAUCUGUAGUUUUCUAAAUUUUUUAGAAAGGACUCUGUCGUCGCUCAGAGGUCAAAGAAGCUACACGCUGUGGUGUACUUUUAAUUUCUGUUCUGUGUAGAUGGUCAUUGAAUUUUCCGUGUUAUUAUUUUUUUUAUCUACAUUAGCAUGUGUAUGGCUCUCAGUGUGACAUAUUGCAUUGUUGUAGCACACUGUUGUAGCAUUCAUUUAAGUUUGUGGUUUUAUUGUGUGUAUUGUUUGGGUUUUUUUUGCUUUGAAGAAUGAAGUAUGUUAAGUAGGCUGAAGGUUAUUAUAACCAAUUAUUGUGGCCUUCCCUGACCAAAGCCAACCUUGUUCAUUUAAAAAAAAAAUUGUACCAGAAAUCACUGUAAACCUAAAAGUACAGUUUGUGAAACAAAAUUUCAAAAUCCUGCUAUU
Messenger RNA from Cynoglossus semilaevis (tongue sole), 3967 nucleotides. RefSeq names its product tubulin tyrosine ligase (gene ttl). The coding region runs from base 666 to 1955 and encodes 429 amino acids. Gene Ontology annotation, biological process: microtubule cytoskeleton organization; protein modification process. Gene Ontology annotation, molecular function: tubulin-tyrosine ligase activity. The record is from RefSeq and is a predicted model, not a curated record. The transcript has 8 exons. Gene Ontology annotation, cellular component: spindle microtubule. NCBI's taxonomy places the organism in Eukaryota, Metazoa, Chordata, Actinopteri, Pleuronectiformes, Cynoglossidae.